Messenger RNA from Lacerta agilis (Sand lizard), 2602 nucleotides. It is a transcript of the gene PISD, whose product is annotated as phosphatidylserine decarboxylase. Gene Ontology annotation, molecular function: phosphatidylserine decarboxylase activity. The transcript is spliced from 8 exons. The record is from RefSeq and is a predicted model, not a curated record. Gene Ontology annotation, biological process: phosphatidylethanolamine biosynthetic process. The coding region runs from base 353 to 1609 and encodes 418 amino acids. Lineage: Eukaryota; Metazoa; Chordata; Lepidosauria; Squamata; Lacertidae. Gene Ontology annotation, cellular component: mitochondrion.
CUUUUGGUGGCUACAGGCGGAGGUUAUGCGGGGUACAAGCAAUAUGAGAAUUAUAAGGAGAAUCAGCUCAGAAAGUUGGGUGUAGAGCCACCCCCCAAAAUCGCAAGUGAUUGGGAGCUGAGACCGUCCUAAGAGGGCAAGAGGCAGGGGCAGAUCGAAGGAGGGAAGACCAGCAGCCUGCAGCGGCGGCAGGGGAAAUUGAGAGCCGUGACAUCGCACCUUUCCCUCUUGUGCCCAGAAGUGAGUGAGGGAAAGAGAGGCAGAAGAGAGGAGGAAGGAAGAGAAAGAUUGAGAGAAAGAGGACGAUGUGUCAGUCAAGCGCCCUGCAGGGACCAGAGCUGCAUUCAGGGAAAUGGUGAGAUGCUGCAAAGCUUUAUCUAACCCUCCUCGUUCAUGCUGCAACCUCCACAAAGUUAGAAUUCAUGUCCGGAGGCUGAGCUCAGGGAAUGGUGGCAGCAGCGGCAGCUGUGCUGGGGAGCAGCACCCGCAGCUGGAAAAUCCGGGCCCAGGUGGGGGCACCCCAAAUAGGAGAGCCCGUUUCAGGUUGCAAUUUCCCCAGCUGGCCCUGAGGCGGAGGUUGGGCCAGCUGAGCUGUAUGUCUAGGCCCGCUCUGAAACUCCGUUCUUGGCCUCUGACUAUUCUCUAUUACCUUCUGCCUUUUGGUGCUCUUAAACCCUUGACCAGAGUGAGAUGGAGGCCUAUGAGCAGGGUUUCCCUGUACAAAUCUGUGCCAACGCGACUCCUUUCCCGAGCCUGGGGGCGCCUGAACAGUGUUGAGCUGCCCACCUGGCUCCGGAAGCCGAUCCUCAGCCUAUACAUCUGGACGUUUGGUGUCAACAUGAAGGAGGCAGCUGUGGAAGACCUUCACCACUACAGAAACCUUAGUGAGUUCUUCAGGCGUAAGCUAAAGCCCCAAGCCCGACCCGUCUGCGGCAUCCACAGUAUGAUCAGUCCAUCCGAUGGCAAGAUUCUCAGCUUUGGACAAGUGAAGAACUGUGAAGUGGAGCAAGUAAAAGGCAUCACUUACUCACUGGAGUCCUUCCUGGGUCCACGUGCUGAUAAAGAGAACUGUAAAAGCAAGCCAGCCUCCUCAUUCCAAAAGCGGCUGGUAACAAAGGACUGCAAUGAGCUCUAUCACUGUGUGAUUUACCUGGCGCCUGGAGAUUACCACUGCUUCCACUCACCGACCGACUGGAAAGUGUCUCACCGGCGUCACUUCCCAGGCUCCCUGAUGUCUGUGAAUCCAGGGGUUGCUCGCUGGAUCAAAGAACUCUUCUGCCAUAAUGAACGCGUUGUACUCAGUGGCUACUGGAAGCAUGGUUUUUUCUCUCUGACUGCAGUAGGAGCCCAAAAUGUGGGAUCAAUCCGCAUCUAUUUUGAUCAGGAUCUGCGUACAAAUAGCCCCAGCUACAGCAAAGGCUCAUACAAUGACUUCAGCUUCGUAAACAACAACAAUCAUGAGGGCAUCCCCAUGAGGAAGGGAGAACAUUUAGGAGAGUUUAAUCUAGGCUCAACCAUCGUCCUGAUCUUUGAGGCACCGAAGGACUUUAAUUUUUAUCUGAAGCCUGGCCAGAAAAUCCGCUUUGGAGAGGCCUUAGGAUCUCUCUAGAGACUCCACUGCCAGGGGGGCUUUUUAUAUGCAACAGGGACUCAAUUCGUAAAAGGAAAAGUUUCUCUAAGGUGGGAGUAUUGCUCAGCAGGACCUGAGUGAGGAAACUAAAGCCCCCUUGUUCUUAGAACGAGGGGUGCCAGCAGUGCAUUCCCACCAUGAGAGCUGCAGACAUAUCAGGGAUUGUGGCCUUUAAGAAUGUUGACCAGGGUGGCUUUUCUGCUUCUUCCCUGUGCCUGCAGAAAUAGACAUUUCUCCCUAAGAUGCCAUUUUCAGCCUGCUUUUGCACCAAAUGAUGAAGUCUUGGUUGAAAUGCUGCAGGUAGAGGGAGGAAGUAGAGCAGAGAUUCCUGCUUUCAAGGGAUACUGUCAGAUUGACCCAUGCUCCAUAUUUUCUAAUUAUGUCUCUCACCCAGCCGUAUUCUCAAUUUAUGUUUCACACCAGACUGAACAGUCCAAUGCCAAAACCAGGAGACUCAGCAGAGUGGAAUAUAGAAACAUUAAAGAGUUCAUCUGGGUGUGCCAUUGUUUUAGAAACCUCUCUUAUAAAUCUGGUACUAUCCCUUUAAAGCAGAAGUCUGCACUGUAUUUUUAAACCUCAAACACUGUGUCCACAUUCCACAUUUGACUUGAUCUUGUUUUUGUUUUUAGGAAGCCUGUUUUAUUUGUAGCUCGAGCUCACUCUAACCCGGCCAUUCUGUAUUGCUAUUCGGGCCUUAAUCUUUUUUUGUUUUGUAUGGGAAAUAUCUAGUCUCUUGUUAAGCUGGGGACGUGAAAGAAACCCAAUUAAUUUUUUUCCUCUGCAAAGGCAGUGGGAAGUCUCUUGCUGUGGGCAGCAGUGAAAGCCUCUUUCCUCUCCCUGCGCAGCUACUGCCAACUUGCCAGAACCCGAGGACUGGGGGAGAAGAUCCUGUCAGCCCAGGUCUUCCUAAAAAGCAAAAGGAGUAAUCCUCCUUUUCUCAUGUGUGUUAACCAUUUUUCCCACUCUUUGCUG